Messenger RNA from Aspergillus calidoustus, 3509 nucleotides. The record is from the annotation of a GenBank genome assembly. Lineage: Eukaryota; Fungi; Ascomycota; Eurotiomycetes; Eurotiales; Aspergillaceae.
GCAGCAUUUGCGCAAACAUUCACAUCCUCUAGCACUCGAGAAAAAUUCAACCAGAAGAAAGGUCAGCCCCUUGAAAGGCAUGGCCUCCUCGCCCCCAGAAGAGACCGACUUACCCACAGGCGAUUUUUGCUGCCCGGCGAGGCGGGCGAAACCAAUGUCUCACAAUAUCAGGCAGUUCUAUCUACUCAAGUACUCUCGAGCCUUCAAAGAGGUCCUAUAUUUACCUUUCGUAAAAGGCGUGCCUGGUUUGGAAAAGCUGUGGAGGGUGAGGAUCGGUCGAGAAAUCUCCAUUUGAGCAGGAUGCGUGUGCGUUCGAGUUGGUUCUCAGAAUACGAGCACAAAGAUUACCAACAUGAUUGAGACGCCUUGGAAGCAAAGCUGCCGAAUUUCGAAGCGAUUCGUACUCAAGGCGCUGCACACAAUCGCCUUGAAAAUAACCAAUAACACCGUAGGUUGACAGCACGUGGGCUCGGCAACUGAUACACUAUAUAGAGCCUCAUUUCAGCACAUCCGCCGGCUGUCUCAGUUGAUUCAAAGUAAUAUAGGAAGAGUGCAAGAUGGCCGAGGAACUCGACACAAGCAAGAUCAAAGACUGGCGUUCAAUCACUACGCUCGUUGUUUUUGUCCUCGCCAAUGUUGUCGUCCUCCUUCCCUUCCAUAUACCCCUUUAUCUUCCUCGAUGCCUUCUCAAUACUGCUUUAGACGCUCUCAGUACCUGGAGAGUGAUCAAUGAGCGUCAACGUGAUCAGGAUGCUGGCCGUUUCGUUCGCAUAUACCUUCCCUUCAAUUUUGUGACAGCACCUUUGAUUGCCGACCUAUUGCUCUUAGCGGUUUCGGCGAUUGGGCGCAAGGAGGUGUACGAGGGGAUUAUCAAAGCCGACAACAUAUCUCUUAUCGAUAUUAUGGUCUUCUUCCUCAGUCUUGCAUACAUCGCUAUCUCCAUCGAUGCCUCUGGCUUUCUUCGCUAUUUGGCAUUUAAAGUUCUACAAAAAGGUGGUAAGGUUGGGCAUAGACUCUAUUUCUAUCUGUAUGCCUUCUUCUUUGUUCUUGGAAGCUUCAUCGGAAAUGAUCCAAUAGUUUUGUCCGGCACUACCUUUCUUGCUUACAUGAUCCGUGUGUCGAGCAAUAUUUUGCAUCCUCAAGCGUGGAUAUACGCCCAGUUUGCGGCCGCCAACAUCGCUUCCGCAAUCCUGGUCACCUCCAAUCCCACGAAUCUCGUGCUCACGAGCGCCUUUGAAAUCAGAUUUAUCGAUUAUACGGCGAACAUGAUUGUCCCAGUUGUAAUUACUGCCAUCGUCCUGUUCCCCUUUUUGCUAUACAUUAUCUUCGCAGACGAAUCGUUGGUCCCACUAUCAAUCGAAAUGCACGAGCUGCCGGAGGAAGCAAAGAACAAAAGCCCAGUGAACCCUAACAUCCCUAAAAAUGGAGGCAUCGAUAAAGUGCAGGGGAACGAGGCAGCAAGCAGCGAGGACGGCAAGCUGUUAUCGCUCGAGGAAAUCCUGAACCCUUUUCUCGAUAAACGUGGAGCAGCUUUUGGUAUAGUCAUCAUGGCUGCGACGCUCAUCACUGUUUUGACGCUUGAUGCAGCAAACCAGGGUCACGCGCAACCUGUUUUCUGGGUGACCUUGCCAGCUGCAUUUGUCCUAUUCUGCUGGGAUAUAGCAAAUGGAUGGCUUCAGCGCCAUGAGACACACGAGAUUGCACGCAGGCGCCAAGAAGAGGUGGAGCGCAUGCGCGCUGACCGGGUUGUGGGGGGUAGCGAAUUAGCGGAAGACAGACGGAAGCCCCAGUUGACCGGGGCGCAUGUUACUCCAUCAUCUGGCAUUCUCGACCGAAGAAACCGUGGGACCCCAAGCGCGCCAUCUACCAUCUCGAUGAAUAACCAGCUACCUCACCAACAGUCGCUCCCGAGUAACGUGAGCACUCUCGACGAGGAGCAGGAAUCAGUUCGCUCGAACCUGAGUCCCCUACCAUCGAACCCGGGUGGCCCUAGGGGCGCACAGGCGAGUGGGAGACUGCAACCAUGGUCAGAACAGCAGGAUCUCCCUGGUGAACAGGAACCGGAGAAAGCCACACUUCAAUCACUUGCCAUGAACGGCUAUCAAUGGCUUCAGAUGACUUUUCCUAUAGCAACGGCUGUAGCAUCGCGUAUGCCAUUUACGCUUGUUCCUUUUUCCUUUGCCAUGUUCGUCCUCGUGCAAGCUCUUGUCGCGAAAGGGUGGGUUGAGGUCUUCGCGUAUGGCUGGAACCAUUGGGUAACCCGUACCGGGACGGUGGGGGCGAUUGGAGGAAUGGGAUUUCUAUCCGUUAUACUCUGCAAUGUGAGACUAUUAGCUAUACGCAGUCAUUUGCUCAGCUGACCUGUCUUAGUUCGCUGGUACAAAUAUAGGUACUGCCAUCCUUCUUUCCCGCAUGGUGCAGAAGUGGCAGGCUAUCCAUCUCGCCAAUGGUACACCUAUCAGCGACCGCACAUUCUGGGCUACCAUCUAUAGCAUGGCGCUUGGGGUCAACUACGGAGCGUUCAGCUGCGCGUUGAGCGCCUCACUGGCAGGACUAUUAUGGCGCAACGUCCUUGCACAAAAGCAUAUCAAGAUCCGGGAUCUAGAAUUUGCUAAGGUAAAUCUGCCUAUUAUUGGAAUAUCGAUGGCAGUUGGAUGCACAGUGAUAGUAGGCGAGGUAUAUAUUAUGCGAGAGAAUACCCCCUAUAAUCCUUGAUGACGUUUCGAGAUUUCUUUGACUAGCAAGUUUGAUAAAUGACUUCAGGCGAGAUGGGCUAUGUUGGUGCUCAUCUAUAUAUGUACCCAGUAUUUUGCAUUUAGCCUCCGCCAACCAAUCUAGUCAGUUGAGAUACCACUAUGUGGGCCUGACUCUUUAGCUUUUGUUCGCAUUUUUUUCCCCAAGUAGUAUUCAAGCAUAUUCCAGAGUAUCCGCGUUUAUCACCAGGCAGGAGCAACGACUCCGUACCAACACAACCCAAGCACAGCACCUAGCAAAAUAGCCGCUGCAGGUGGAACCUUAAACCACGCACUCUCAGCAUAAGUAACAGCGGCGACAACAACCCACCAGGGCUCCUUUGCCAGACUUUGCCCAUCACGUUCCCUGGGACUCAAAUACCCUAUUUCCCAAAGCCGGUACACAGCCGUAAACACUAAUCCUACAGCCGAUGCAUUCACACCGCGAAGGAAAUCGAUCACAUACUUCUGCUUUCGUAGAACACGCCAGAAUGACUGAAUCGCGAUAGCGAGAGCGAUUCCAGGGAAGAAUAUCCCUAAUCCACCGAGGAAUGCACCAAAGACUGUCGGGUAGGAUGUAGUUCGAAGGGCGAGUGCACCAAGAAAAACAGCAAAGUUAAAGUUUGGGCCAGGGAACGCCUGGAUGAUAGCGAGGCCGAUUAAGAAGUCUCGACUGGAGACCCAGCCUGGGUCAACAACGUAGGAACGGAGUAAGGGGAUGACAACUGGGCCACCGCCAAAUAUCACAGUGCCGGCGAGGUACAUAUUUGCGAAGAG